This is a messenger RNA of Acaulospora morrowiae, 887 nucleotides long. NCBI's taxonomy places the organism in Eukaryota, Fungi, Glomeromycota, Glomeromycetes, Diversisporales, Acaulosporaceae. The record is from the annotation of a GenBank genome assembly.
AAGAUAAAGAUAAUCAAUAUUAUACUUCCACCGCUGUGUUUUUGUCAGAAUUGACAAAACUCGUUAUUUGCAUCUACUUGACUAUCAAUAGUCAAAUCAAGGAAACAGGUCGAUUGAGUCCUGUGGAACUUUAUAAUCAGGUGUUUGCACCAGAUGCAUGGAAGCUAAUGAUUCCAGCAGCUUUAUAUACGAUCCAGAACAAUUUACAAUAUGUUGCUGUCAGUACGUUGGAUGCAGCCACCUUUCAAGUAACUUAUCAGCUUAAAAUUUUAACAACAGCACUUUGUUCUGUAAUCAUGCUCAAAACCUCUUUGAGUUCGAUUAAAUGGUUUUCUUUGGUCUUACUUACUGUUGGAGUUGCAUUGGUUCAAAUACAUGAUUCAAAACCCAACAAAGAGAACGCCGAUGAUGAAGAUGCAAGUAUGGAAAAAAUUGUGGGUCUGGGGGCUGUUUUUGUGGCCUGUAUUAUUUCCGGUAUUGCUGGAGUAUAUUUUGAAAAAGUCCUUAAAGGAUCUCAAGCAUCUGUGUGGGUACGCAAUGUUCAACUUUCCUUCUUCUCGCUAUUCCCCGCUUUGAUAUUAGGCGUUUGGUGGAAAGAUGGAUCGGGAGUGGGAAAAAACGGUUUUUUUCAUGGUUACAAUCCCGUCGUUAUUGCGGCAAUUUCGUGUCAAGCUAUUGGUGGUAUAAUAGUAGCUUUGGUCGUCAAAUACGCAGACAAUAUUUUAAAAGGAUUUGCGACCUCUAUUUCUAUUAUCAUUUCUUUCCUUGCUUCAAUUUAUCUUUUCGCAUUUCAAGUUAACAUCACCUUUAUAUUUGGAGCUACCCUUGUGUUAAUUGCGACAUAUUUGUAUAGUAAACCUGAUGUCCCAAAAAAAGAUUACACGAUG